AUGAUGCCUCUAAGACCAUCAAAGAGCGCUCUGCGCUCUUUCCACUACCAGAAGUACAUUGCUGCUGGUAGAAGACCGUUCACCUCUUCGUCCGUUGCCGGUACGGUUUCGCCCCACCGCUUUUCUGCUCAAAAGCGCAACCAGAGCACUGCAACAGCUACGGCUUCAAAUUCAAGACCUAUUCCUAGUCCCGCCUUCAACCAGGAGCCUCAUCGCAAUGAAGUUUCACCUCUGCAAAAUCGGCAGCUACCCGAGCUGGACGACUCGUUUGUCGGUCUUAGUGGUGGACAGAUCUUCCACGAGAUGAUGCUCCGACUUGGUGUUAAGCACAUCUUUGGCUACCCCGGUGGUGCCAUUCUCCCCGUGUUCGAUGCCAUCUACAACUCUAAGCACUUUGACUUCGUUCUUCCUCGCCAUGAACAGGGUGCCGGACAUAUGGCCGAAGGUUACGCACGUGCUUCUGGAAAACCCGGUGUCGUCCUCGUUACUUCCGGACCAGGAGCCACCAAUGUCAUUACACCUAUGCAGGACGCUCUUUCUGACGGUACCCCAAUGGUUGUUUUCUGUGGUCAGGUUCCCACUAGCUCGAUCGGUACCGAUUCUUUCCAGGAGGCCGAUGUCAUCGGUAUCUCGAGAGCCUGUACCAAAUGGAAUGUUAUGGUUAAGUCCGUUGCGGAGCUCCCUCGUCGGAUCCAGGAGGCUUUCGAGAUUGCAACCAGCGGUCGCCCGGGACCAGUUUUGGUCGAUCUCCCCAAGGACAUCACCGCUGGCAUCCUUCGCAAGCCCAUUCCCAUGAACAGCACUAUCCCCUCCCUCCCGAGUGCUGCUACCAUGGCUGCUCGUGAGCUCAGCAUGAAGCAGCUCGAGAGCAGCAUUGACCGUGUCGCCCGCCUGGUUAACAUUGCCCAGAAGCCCGUUCUGUAUGUCGGGCAGGGUCUCCUCGCUCACCCAGAUGGUCCCAAAGUGCUGAAGGAAUUGGCGGACAAGGCCUGCAUUCCUGUCACUACCACUCUGCAGGGUCUCGGAGGCUUUGAUGAGCUUGACCCCAAGGCUCUUCACAUGCUGGGAAUGCACGGAUCUGCGUACGCCAACAUGGCUAUGCAGGAAGCCGAUUUGAUCAUUGCCGUUGGUGCCCGUUUUGACGAUCGUGUGACUGGUAACCUCUCCAAGUUUGCUCCCCAGGCCAAGUUGGCUGCCUCUGAGAAACGUGGUGGAAUCGUCCACUUCGAAAUCAUGCCCAAGAACAUCAACAAGGUCGUUCAGGCCAACGAGGCUGUGGAGGGUGACUGUGCUGAGAACAUCCGCCUCCUGCUUCCCCAUGUCAAGCCGGUCUCUGAAAGACCAGAAUGGUUUGCUCAGAUCAAUGACUGGAAAGCCCGCUUCCCCUUUUCUCUGUACGAGAAGCAGAGCCCGGAGGGCCCCAUCAAGCCCCAGGCUUUGAUUGAGAAACUCAGCGAUCUCACCGCCCCCAUCAAAGACCGCACCAUCAUCACUACUGGUGUCGGUCAGCAUCAGAUGUGGGCUGCCCAGCACUUCCGUUGGCGCCAUCCCCGUACCAUGAUUACCUCUGGUGGUCUCGGUACCAUGGGAUACGGCCUUCCCGCUGCUAUCGGCGCCAAGGUCGCACGCCCCGAUUGCCUCGUCAUUGAUAUCGAUGGUGACGCUUCGUUCAACAUGACUCUUACCGAACUUACCACCGCUGCUCAGUUCAACAUCGGCGUCAAGGUCCUCCUGUUGAACAACGAAGAGCAGGGCAUGGUGACACAAUGGCAGAACCUGUUUUACGAGGACCGAUACUCGCAUACCCACCAAAAGAACCCUGACUUUGUGCCCAUGGCUCGGUCUAUGGGUGUCGCUGCUGAGCGCUGCACUAAGCCUUCUGAGGUGGAGGAGAAGCUGAAGUGGCUGAUCGAGAGCGAUGGUCCCGCUCUGCUUGAGGUCUUCACCGACCGCAAGGUGCCCGUGCUCCCCAUGGUUCCCGCUGGUAGCGCCCUGCACGAGUUCCUGGUCUAUGAUGAAGCCAAGGAGAAGGAGAGAAAGGCCCUUCUGAGAAGCAGAACCGCCCCCGAGUACCUUCACAAGUGA
Molecule: messenger RNA, 2085 nt
Organism: Aspergillus fischeri NRRL 181
Lineage: Eukaryota; Fungi; Ascomycota; Eurotiomycetes; Eurotiales; Aspergillaceae
Product: acetolactate synthase catalytic subunit
Exons: 4
Coding region: 1-2085 (694 amino acids)
Biological process (GO): L-valine biosynthetic process
Cellular component (GO): acetolactate synthase complex; mitochondrion
Molecular function (GO): acetolactate synthase activity; thiamine pyrophosphate binding; flavin adenine dinucleotide binding
Source: RefSeq, a predicted model, not a curated record